Lactuca sativa (garden lettuce) is the source of this 1629-nucleotide messenger RNA. The record is from RefSeq and is a predicted model, not a curated record. Lineage: Eukaryota; Viridiplantae; Streptophyta; Magnoliopsida; Asterales; Asteraceae.
AUGUACCAACGGUUGCAAAAUCUGAAGCAGGGUGCCAAAUCAGUUGACGAUUACACAACUGAGUUCUACCAAUUGAUUUCCCGAAACAAUAUCCAGGAGACAGAGGAACAACUCGUUGCUCGAUAUAUUGGGGGUCUACGGGUCCAAAUCAUGGACUCUGUAAAUAUGUUUGACCGGGUAUCUAUUUCUGAAGCGCACCAACAGGCGUUGGCUUUUGAGAAACAAAGAAGUUGGGAUAACCUUAUAUCUGAAGAAGCAGUUCAAAAGUUGGCUUUGAAAAAAGAAAAUCGCCCUAAGCCUUACAAGCUACAGUGGCUUAAGAAGGGUGGCGAGGUCACUGUAUCUAAACGAGCCCUUGUUCAAUUUUCUGUUUGGUACCACAUAACAUUGGUUCCCAGUAAGCCAAAUGAGCCAGUUCCGAGACCUUCGGGUACUCUACUAACCCUUAAUCAGUUUGAAGACGAGUUGGAGGCGGAAGGUGAAAUUUUUGUAUUGCUCGGGAAGGAAGUCGCUAAGGAGGUUGAAAUUCCUGAGGCUAUGGUUCCUCUGCUCAAGGAAUUCGCUGAUGUUUUCCCUAAUGAAUUACCUGAUGGUUUUCCACCUUUACGUGACAUCCAACAUCAUAUUGAUUUACAACCAGGAGCUCAGUUGCCUAAUAGGCCACAUUACAUAAUGAGUCCCGGAGAGCAUGAGGAAUGGCGACGACAGGUGGAGGAUUUGAUUUCAAAAGGUCAUAUGGUGCACUUUAUUCCUUGCAAAAAGACGACGGAUGCAGUUAAUGUGGCCCAAUUAUUCUUUAGAGAUGUCUACCGUUUGCAUGGAUUACCGUCUUCUAUUGUAUCUGAUCGAGAAACUAGGUUUUUGAGUCAUUUUUGGCGCAGCCGAUGGAAAAUGGUGAACACUCACCUCAAUUUUAGUAGUGCAUAUCAUCCUCAAACGGAUGGCCAAACAGAGGUUGUCAAUCAAUCCCUUGGUAAUAUUUUGCGGUGUUUAGUGGGUGAUCAUGUGAAGACCUGGGAUCAGAAGCUUUGUCAAGCUGAGUUUGCUCAUAAUCAUGCUAUCAACCGAAGUACUGGAUAUAGUCCAUUCCAGGUGGUCUAUUCUGUUCAGCCACGGGGACAACUUGAUUUGAUGUCACUGCCUGUUUCUAGGGUUGUUCCAAAGAAAGUGCAGGAUUUUGUUGGAGGACUACAUGAUUUUCAUAAGGCUGUUCAUGACAACUUGGUCCGAGCUAACUCCAAGUACAAGCAAGAUGCAGAUAAAAAACGCAGACAAGUUGAUUUUGAAGUAGGUGACUUUGUUUGGGCUAUUUUGACUAAAGAUCGUUUUUCGGUUGGUGAGUACAACAAGCUAUCAGCUAAGAAGAUUGGACCAGUGGAGAUUAUGGAGAAGAUUAAUUCCAAUGCUUACCGUCUACAGUUGCCAAGCCACAUUCGUUGUUCCGAUGUAUUCAAUGUAAAGCAUUUGCUUCCUUAUUAUGGGGAUUCUUCUGAUGAUGACCAUGGUGCACAUUCGAGGCCAAAUUUUAUGUUAUUGCAGGAUGGGAUCUGUGAAGAGCAAUAUGUGAUAUUUUUGCGAUUUGCUUUGCUGGAUCGAGCUGUGAGAAAAGAACAAAUAUUCAAAUCAUGA